Odontomachus brunneus is the source of this 657-nucleotide messenger RNA. RefSeq names its product general odorant-binding protein 83a-like. Gene Ontology annotation, biological process: sensory perception of smell. Gene Ontology annotation, molecular function: odorant binding. The transcript is spliced from 5 exons. The record is from RefSeq and is a predicted model, not a curated record. NCBI's taxonomy places the organism in Eukaryota, Metazoa, Arthropoda, Insecta, Hymenoptera, Formicidae. The coding region runs from base 101 to 502 and encodes 133 amino acids.
UCACCGUCUCAAGCUAUAAAAACUCCAGACAGUAUCUUGCGAGUAUUCAGUAACCAGUUGAUCGCAGACUUGUCGUUUCGGAUUAUAACAGAUAUCGAACAUGAAGGUCAUCGUCGUUGUACUUGCCGUUUGCUUUGCCGCCGCUCUGGGUGAACUCACAGACGAGCAGAAGGAAAAAUUGAAAACGUACAAAGAAAGCUGUAUCAGUGAAACCGGCGUUGACCCGAACGUUGUGAAAAAUGCGAAGGAAGGCAUGAUCGAUGAAAGUGACGAGAAACUUGCCUGUUUCGCAACAUGUUUAUUGAAGAAAAUGGGAAUGAUGAAGGAAAAUGGAGACAUCGACAUAGACGCAGUUCGUUCAAAGAUACCCUCAAACAUACCACAGGAAGAAGCUGACCGCGUAAUCAAUAUAUGCAAAGACAUUACUGGAACCGGUUGCUGGAAGGGAGGUAAUAUAAUGAAAUGCGUUCUCCAAAACAAGAAGGUCCCUCUCGUACACUGAACGGAUGAUAACUUGAAGAUCCAGCUCUCGCUAGACAUAAUUAGUCUUAACGUUUAAUCUAGUUGUUAGAAUGACGUUUAGUACAUGCAUGUACAGAAUUACAUUAGUAUAAGUAUAUUUACGGGAAAAUAAAUAUUCUUACGCUUCAGCGAGAA